Rhineura floridana is the source of this 3661-nucleotide messenger RNA. RefSeq names its product tumor suppressor 2, mitochondrial calcium regulator (gene TUSC2). Bases 166 to 492 code for a protein of 108 amino acids. The transcript has 3 exons. Gene Ontology annotation, cellular component: mitochondrion. Gene Ontology annotation, biological process: inflammatory response; regulation of mitochondrial membrane potential. Lineage: Eukaryota; Metazoa; Chordata; Lepidosauria; Squamata; Rhineuridae. The record is from RefSeq and is a predicted model, not a curated record.
GGCUUCCGGAGGCGGCAGACCUGGAAGUUGCGCACACGGGAGGGGCGGAGCUUCCCGGUGCAGAGAAAGUGCUGUUAGUCUCCCCGGAGGCAGUGGGUGGCUCUUUCUUGCCUCUCUCUUUCUCCACUGCCCCUUCCCUCCCCGGUCAUGCCGCUUCUCUGAGCCAUGGGCGCCAGCGGCUCCAAGUCCCGGGGCCUCUGGCCCUUUGGCUCGGGUGGGCCAGGCGGGUCCGAGGGGCCGGGUGGGGAUCAGACCCGGGCGCGGGGGCUCUGUUCGGCCACCCCUUUCGUCUUCACCCGCCGUGGCUCCAUGUAUUAUGAUGAGGACGGUGACCUUGCCCAUGAGUUUUAUGAGGAGACAGUAGUCACCAAAAAUGGGAGAAAGCGUGCCAAGCUGAAAAGAAUCCACAAGAACCUGAUACCUCAGGGCAUAGUGAAACUGGAGCACCCUCGGAUACAUGUGGACUUCCCUGUUAUCAUCUGUGAGGUCUGAGCAAUGGAGGGCAGUAUGAACAGUCACUAUGUGCUAUCGAUGCACCUUAUUUGCCCAGUUUUACUGUACCUCACGUAAACAAAGCUAGGCAGCCAUGGGUCCCUUCAGAGUGAUGGAUUUGGAGCACAGAUGCAUGGUUAGCUUUGAAGCUUGUCUGCUAGGAGGAGGCAACAGUGGCUACAGCACUGGGAGCAUCUUGGAAUCGUGUAAUAAUCAGAAAUAGCAUUAGCUAGGGGUGUAUUUUGAUAGGACCUGUGUCACAUGAGUUGUCUGGCCUUGUUACGUGGCCUGCUCAAAAUUGUCCUUGCUGAAUUGAAAAUCCUUUCAUCAGCCACUAAUUGACAUUUAUGUGGUACAGAUUUCAAGUGUCUUGAGACCAUGGAAAACCACCUUGCACUUUUUUCUGACCAGAUGAUCUGCUUUUUGAAUCCCCUGUCAGUUUUCUACAAAAGUUGACAGCAACGUUUCAGUUUAUAUGCUGUAUAUGAGAGUAAAGGUGAGCAGUAAACUUCUUAUGCUUCUCCAUCCCUUUCCCCAAUAUAACUGAAUAAUCUAAUGCUGUACUGUAUCCUUGUAGGAUGGAAAGGAUGCAAGGAAGUUAUAACCAAGCUGCACUUAACAGAGGACAGCUGAAGUUGUUCAAGAUAGGGUUUCCCAUUGAAACAGAAUGAUGUGCAGGCCUUGCUCUCCUUGUAAUAUCUCCCUAGCGAGUUGCACUAUUUUCUUUGCAGACAGUGUUUUUUUCAACUUCACUACUUGGAAAAUUCCACUGAGUAGUUCCUGUUAUGUGGCACAUCAGUAGAAGCUGUUGUAGCAGCAGCAAUAUCUAAGCAUGCAGCUAUCUGCUAAGCAUCUUAGAAGGCAUUUGUCUUGGUAGGCAGUGGUUUCAUUCCAAAGUAGACUUCCCCCUUGAGCAUCUACAUCUUAUUGAUGUAUAGAAUGCAAGGCAAAUUGUCAUACUCUCCCCCCUCCAUUCUUACUGUAAAAAGGUUCCCCCCCAAACGGAAAUAGGGAACACUGUCCUCUUGAUCUCUUUGGGUAUGAGUUGGCACUAAGGCAAUUUUUAUUGCUUUGAUCAAGCUGUUUACCAGCCUGAUCUUUACUCCUGUAGCUGUGUGCUCUCCCCCUUCCCCACUAAAACAAUAAUGUACUGUGAUCUUCCUUUGGCAGUUUCCUUAACACUUUGCAUUGGGCCAGGUAGUACCUCUUGUGGGAGAAUACAGCACACUUGAAAGGAAGGCUAUAUCUCCUGUUUGGGGAUAGCCCUACCAUUUCCCCCAAUGAGUGAAUGUGAAAUGUUUGAUUAGUAGAGCCACUUCCAAAACUUGACCUGAGCAGCCCUUUAGCUGUAUAUACUGAAGUGGUACACCUGCCUCUUCCCAGGUUUUUGCUUUUUAGAUUUAGAGCUACAUGCUGCUGAGAACUGAAAAGGCAAAACCCUAUCAGAAGCACACUUAAUUUUUGAAGAUGGUUUCAUAUGCAAUGCACAACCAGGAGACUUGAGUCUGCCUGCCUGCCUUUUCUUCCAACUCUCAGAAUUUAUAUAAAGCUUUAAAACCAGAUUGUGGGUGGGUUAGCUGUAAGAGUUGGUUCAUUGCACACUGCCUUUUCCUUCCCAGUGUGUGUCAUUGCCUUUCUGAGCACUUCAAGCAUUUGCUACCUCAAAUGUUUAGUUUAAAUCAGCUGGUACCUGCCAGCAGCAUCAAUAUGUUUGUGUCAUCUCUGCACCUACAAGGGAAUCCUUUUAAAGCAUUAUGAACCAGGCUAGUAAGAGUGUGCAGAGUCAGUGGCAAUGUUGACAGAGGUCUCUAUUCAGUGACUGUCACAUUUGCCUCUCUUAUCGGCCUCUCAGUUGUAUGUCUAGGGUUGUAUGCUAGGAUCAUUCCUUAGAACAUAGGAAGUAAUUCUGUCCCUGGUGGCUUCCUAAGUUUCAACUGCUUUUCCCUGCUGAACUUGUGUUAUGAAUCUACAGUAAUAGAAUUAUAGUUACCUGUAAAAAGGAAAGUGCGUAAACUGUUGACAUAAACCCUACUGUAUGUCAUAUUUCCAUCCUCGUUUCCCCCCAUGUGUAGCUUACCUUUGUUAAGUUUCAUCUAGGUAAUGACAGGAAGCUGACAUCUUUACCCUUCAUUGGGGAAGGAAAUAUCCACUUCUGAGACAAGAGCAUACUGGAGAUAGAGGUGUGUUUGCAACACUUCUUGGCAAGCAAAGCUCCAUCUUGACAUUAUUGUGCAUAAUGAGUUGUGGGAUAAAACUUGCUUAUUCUUGAGCAAUAUAGUUGAGAACAGAGGAGGCUGCAUAUCAGGCUUGCUGUUUAAAAGUUUGCACCAUAGCUAGUUCAGAGGAAGCACUUUGCUGUGUGCAAAGGCUGUUUACUGCUUCUUCAUACUGGAGUGUUCUGUUCUCCAUUGCAUAGGACUUGAUAGUCAUAAGAGGUAUUGGGGCUCAAAGGCUCAUUGUUAACACCCGAUAUGUUUCUUAAAAUACCCAGUUUAUGUUCUUUCAUUAACUAUCCUGUUUUUGAGCAAGCAAAUACCCUCUGAUCAGAAAAGUACUGUGCAAUGUCGGCUUUCAUUUUCCCCUGCUGCUUCUAGUGCUUGUAUAUAUCCUCCUGGGGAUUUCACUCCCACUGGAAUCUAAAUGGAGCCUCUACCCAGAGGAAACUUCAUUUCUGCCUAGCUUGAAAUCUCUUUAAGAUGUAGCAGACUCCCUGGAGCUACUGGCAGCUGCUUUCAAUGCAUUUCUCUGAAAGACUGGCUUGCCCACUGGGACAGUAGCUGUGCAAUUAGACUGCAUGGAUUUUAUGAUCCCAUUGAUGCUGUCCCUAUCAUUGUGCAUUCUGGCAGCCCCAUUUCUCUUGAGAGUAGCGUCAAGCUCGUGGAGACUGCUUUAUAUGGGAUGCUGAUAAUGUGAAAGUUGAUGUAAAUAAUUAUAUAUUAUCACUAUUGAAACAAGCAAAAAGUUCUAUUUCCUUUUUUAUUACUCUUCUGUGCGGAAGUGGUUGUGUAGAAGACCUGAACCCACUAGCACUACACUUCCUGCUCCUGUAGUAUAUGGAUAGGAAUCCUGAAGGCAAAUGUGUAAAAUAUUUAUGGUCCGUUUCUCUUCCUUGAAGUGCAUUUGUUGAAUUUUGUUAAAUUUCAAUAAAAUGAUUUAUAAGUCCUGGAAA